AUGGAAAAUAAAGACAUUUCAGCCGUGGUGGAGCGCGUGGCAGCCACGAAGGCCGCCUGGGCCGCGCUGCCUCCGCAGCAAAAACUUGAACUUCUCGACCAACUCAUGGACAACUUGAACGCCCACGGCGAAGCCCUCCACGCCGCCUCCGUCUUCAAACGCGACGGAGACCUCAAAGACGCCCCCGCGUACUCCGCGCUUUCCGCUGCGGACCUCCAGGCCCUCCAGAACGCCUCCAGGGCCCAGCACUGGCUCCACUCCUCCAUGCUGGUGAGCAACUGGCUCAGCAUCAUUCGCGAGUACUUCGAAGCUGUUGUCAAAACGGGGGCCCCUCCGCCCCCCCUGGCGGUGCGGGAGGCCCCUGCGGAAGAGGGAAAGCCCCAGCGGCACAUCGUCAAGGUGGGCCCCUCGGGCCUGCUGCACACGACGCUGGUGACCUGCGGAUCGCUGGAGCUGGUGGUGGAGGGCCCCGUGGAGCAGGAGCUGCUGCACGAGAGGCCCCCUGGGGUUGCAGCAGUUCUGGGGGCAGGCAACUUUGACGGCCCCGUCGAUUUGCUGACUGCUCUCUUCAUAGAAAACAAAGUUUGCAUUUACAAAUUGAGCCCGUUCAACGCGCGUUUGCUGGAGCCUCUGGAGAAGAUCUUCGCCCCUUUAUUGGAGGCGAACUUCGCAGCUUUUAUUUUCGGCGGAGUCGAAGAAGCAAAAAGUCUUCUCCACCACCCCCAAGUCGACAAGUGGUUCAUGACGGGUGCAGCAGCAACAGCGUACAGCAUAAUCUGGGGAAGUCCGGAGCCGCAGCAGCCGCCAGCUGAGCCUCUUUUUAAAAAGCCCAUGACAGUGGAGUUGGGAAACUGCACUCCUUGGAUUGUUUGUCCCGGAAAGUGGCAAGCCAUCGCAGCAAGUAUGGCCUUCAACGGGGCCCACAUUUGCGCGCAUCCGCAAGUGCUGCUGACUUGCAAGAACUGGCCGCAGAGGCAAGUUCAGGUAAAAGAGUUUCUGCAGCUCAUUCAGUCCUACAUUCAAGAGGUCUACUACGUGGGCUGUUACUACCCCGACUUCUCCUCCCGCAUGGAGUGGGCCUCUGCAGCAGCAGCAGCAGCAGCAGCAGCAGCAGCAGCAGAGUCUUACAAGGAGAAGCUGCUGGCGAUGGGGAAGAAGGCGGAGGAGUUCGAGGCCCCCGUGCACUGCCCAAUUGCGAAAGAUAGCGAAAUUAAAAAGAUUAUUUUUGCAACAGAUCUUCCGGAAGAUUGUUUCUUCACUCGGCAGGAAACCUUCUGUCCGUGCUGCGGCGAAGUGCCCCUGGACACCGAAGCCUCCCUCGCGGCUUUCCUCCCCGCCGCAGUCAAAUUUGCAAACGAAAAAGUCCACGGCGGCCUCUCCGUCAGCAUUUCAGUGAAGCCUUCGACAGCAGCAGAAGAGCAGGGCUCCUGCGCGAACCCAACUAGCGGCUUCCGCCGGUCCGCGCCGCCCCCUCGCCUUGCCUUCGCAGCCAGACUAGCAGCAGCAGCAGCAGCAGCAGCUGCUGCUGCUGCUGCAGCAGCAGCAGCAGCAGCAGCGUGCGGUUGGCUGCGCGGGGGGCGCUCCUUCGCGCUGGCUUUGCUGGAGAGGGCAGUUGCGGACUUGAACUACGGGGCGGUGCACAUCAACAUCGACACCAAAAUGAGUAUUGCUUUUCCCUCUCUCGUUUGGGGCGGCUGCCCCGGCUCCACCAUCUACAACCUCAACUCCGGAAUCGGAUUCAUUAUGGCAGCUCCGAACGGGUCCAAUGCAGCAAAAAUGGCGAAGUUGUGGCGGCGAAUUGCUUUUGCUUCUUUUCAGCGCCGCAGCACUCAGGGCUGGUUUAGCUUCGCAGGCAGCCUCACUAAGAUUGCCAGUGCCUUUGCUGCCAACCUCUGA
Molecule: messenger RNA, 1896 nt
Organism: Eimeria necatrix
Lineage: Eukaryota; Apicomplexa; Conoidasida; Eucoccidiorida; Eimeriidae
Exons: 13
Coding region: 1-1896 (631 amino acids)
Molecular function (GO): oxidoreductase activity
Source: RefSeq, a predicted model, not a curated record